CUCUUACUCAACACUAACUCAAAUUUGAGAGCUAUUUUCUUGCAAAGCAAAAGAGAAAGAAAUAUCUCUUGGUACUUAUAUUGGUAAUAGAGAGAACUUAGGCUGAGGAAAAGAAAUCAUUUUAGAGAAAAUGCCACUUAAUAGAAUUGCGGUUGGAACACCGGGAGAGGCGAGCCAGCCGGAUGCUAUAAAGGCGGCUUUGGCGGAGUUCUUUUCUAUGCUUAUUUUUGUAUUUGCUGGAGAAGGGUCCGGCAUGGCUUUCAACAAGCUAACCGAUAAUGGGUCAAGCACACCAGCCGGCCUUGUAGCUGCAUCAUUGGCUCAUGCUUUUGCCCUAUUUGUGGCGGUUUCGGUCGGUGCAAACAUAUCAGGGGGGCAUGUUAACCCUGCUGUGACCUUUGGGGCAUUCAUCGGUGGCAACAUUACUUUGUUGAGAGGCAUUUUGUACUGGAUUGCACAGUUGCUAGGCUCAGUCGUGGCUUGCUUGCUUCUUAAGUUUGCCACCGGCGGAUUGGAAACAUCAGCUUUCUCCCUAUCCUCUGGUGUAUCCGCCUGGAACGCACUUGUCUUUGAGAUUGUCAUGACUUUUGGCCUAGUUUACACGGUAUAUGCCACAGCAGUGGAUCCAAAGAAAGGAAAUCUGGGAAUUAUUGCUCCAAUUGCAAUUGGUUUCAUUGUAGGUGCCAACAUCUUGGCUGGUGGUGCUUUUGAUGGUGCCUCGAUGAACCCAGCAGUCUCCUUCGGUCCUGCCGUUGUUAGCUGGUCCUGGACUAACCACUGGGUCUAUUGGCUUGGUCCAUUGAUUGGGGCUGCCAUUGCUGCCAUUGUCUAUGAUAACAUCUUCAUCGGUAAUGGCUCCCAUGAGCCUCUUUCUACCGGUGACUUUUAAGAACUUUCCUGUCAAGGGUCAAGUUUCUCUCUGACAUUUUCAGGUCAAAGAUGGAAUAAAAAAAAUUGGAAAAGGAAAGUGAAAUUGGGGUUGAAUUUGGAUUUCUUGUACUUUUGUUGUGGUUGUAGUUUGUUUUAAAUUUGUGUUAUAGGAGUGUAUUGUUGGGCUAAAAGUCUUAAAUCCAAUCAUAUCAGCGGAAGUGAAAUCAAACAAUAAAUCAAAUACACAAGAGACAAUAAUUUAACGUGAU
Messenger RNA from Durio zibethinus, 1139 nucleotides. RefSeq names its product aquaporin TIP1-2. Gene Ontology annotation, cellular component: membrane. Lineage: Eukaryota; Viridiplantae; Streptophyta; Magnoliopsida; Malvales; Malvaceae. The record is from RefSeq and is a predicted model, not a curated record. Gene Ontology annotation, molecular function: water channel activity. Gene Ontology annotation, biological process: water transport; transmembrane transport.